Verticillium alfalfae VaMs.102 is the source of this 831-nucleotide messenger RNA. RefSeq names its product geranylgeranyl transferase type I beta subunit. The coding region runs from base 1 to 831 and encodes 276 amino acids. Gene Ontology annotation, molecular function: CAAX-protein geranylgeranyltransferase activity. The transcript is spliced from 2 exons. The record is from RefSeq and is a predicted model, not a curated record. Gene Ontology annotation, cellular component: CAAX-protein geranylgeranyltransferase complex. NCBI's taxonomy places the organism in Eukaryota, Fungi, Ascomycota, Sordariomycetes, Glomerellales, Plectosphaerellaceae. Gene Ontology annotation, biological process: protein geranylgeranylation.
AUGGCCGACCCCGCGGAACAAGCUCCCCUCGAUAAGGAGCGCCAUCUCCGCUACUGGCAGCGCUGCUACCGCAGCUUCCUCCCGACCCAGUACACGAGCCACGACAGCAUCCGCAUGGCCCUCGGCUUCUUCAUCGUCGCCGCCUUUGAUAUCCUCUCGCCGGCCACAUCCUCGGGUGAACCGCACGCCCUCACGCCGUCCGACCGCGCCAAGAUCCGCAAGUGGGUGCUGAGCCAGCAGCACGUCGGCGGCGGGUUCAGCGGCGCGCCGAGCCACACGUUGCCCGUGGAGCUCUGCCAGGACUACGACCUCGAGACGAACAAGCCUGCGUUUAAGCACCCGGACGUGUCGACCAUUGCUGCCACCUACUUUGCGCUGCUGCUGCUCGCGCUCGUCGAGGACGGUACACGGGAAGGAGGCAGAGGAGCGUUCGCAGGGGUGGACCGUGUCGGGAUCUUGCGCUGGCUGCGGCGGCUGCAACGAGAGGAUGGAAGUUUCGGGGACGUGCUCAUGGAGGAUGGUGCCAUUUCGGGCGGUCGAGACAUGCGGCUCUGUUACCUGGCCGCCACGAUCCGAUGGUGCCUGCGAGGCGAUGUCAAGGAGGGUGAGCCCGGCUGGGUGGAGGACAUCAACGUCGACGCCUUGAUAGGGCAUAUUCGGCAAGGCCAGACGUAUGAUGGCGGGGUUGCGGAGAGCUCGCAGCAUGAAGCGCAUGCUGGAUAUGCCUACUGUGCUGUUGGCGCACUAUACAUGCUCGACAGCUCUGGAAAGUACAGGCGAUUCGUUCGACACCGACGUUGCGCAAGGGCGUCAUUGACCGGGAGGGCCUGA